AUGGAGAAGGCGUUGUGGUUACGGUGGUCUUGCCGCGAGCGGUCCAGGAGCUGGGGCGGCACGCGCUAUCAAUCGGCUUUUGUGGUGAAUUUGAGUCAUUGCUCGCGAACCUUCCACCACAAAACCCGUUUGACCCCGCCAUCUUCAACACUCUCGAACUUUCGAGCACCCACCUCCGCCCUCCGGACUGCAGCCCCGGCUUCCUACUACGCUGCCUCUGCCUUGUUGGAUUACUAUCGAACCCGUCAUCAUCUCCCUUCGCACCUCAAACGCCUACACCACACCAUGACGGAACCCCAGUGGACAGGCCCCCGCGUCCGGGAGACGUUUUUGAAGUUCUUUGAAGAGCGGGGCCACACCAUCGGUAUGUGA
Molecule: messenger RNA, 372 nt
Organism: Podospora anserina S mat+
Lineage: Eukaryota; Fungi; Ascomycota; Sordariomycetes; Sordariales; Podosporaceae
Exons: 1
Coding region: 1-372 (123 amino acids)
Source: RefSeq, a predicted model, not a curated record